This is a messenger RNA of Monoraphidium neglectum, 1260 nucleotides long. RefSeq lists its product as hypothetical. The record is from RefSeq and is a predicted model, not a curated record. Gene Ontology annotation, cellular component: nucleus. The transcript has 6 exons. NCBI's taxonomy places the organism in Eukaryota, Viridiplantae, Chlorophyta, Chlorophyceae, Sphaeropleales, Selenastraceae. The coding region runs from base 1 to 1260 and encodes 419 amino acids.
AUGACAUUGAGUCACUCCAGUGACGCAAAAGUGGCAGCGGUCCAGGUGACAGCCUCGGGCCAGCAACCGCAGCCGCAGCCGCAGCAGCAGCAGCAGCAGCAGCAGCAGCAGCAGCAGCAGCAGCAGCAGCAGCAGCAGCAGCAGCAGCAGCAGCAGCAGCAGCAGCAGCAGCAGCAAUUGCUGCUGCAGAUGGUGGCGGCGAGCACCCCCGCUGGACCCAUCGCCCCGCCCGCCCUCGCGCUGCCGGGGCUGCCGCCGCUCGCACCAGGGCAGGCGCCGUUUGGGCUCGCUGGAGCGGGGGGUGGUGCGGCGGCGCUGCUCGCGGCGGACCCCUUCAAGCAGCCCAUGGUUCUGACCAUAGGAGAUCGCCAGGCGUACGUGGAGGACGCCAGUGACCCGCCCUCCAUAUACACAAUGGCGCGCCGAUGGCUCUUCAACGACGCCGCGCCCCCGCCAGAGCAUCGCCGCCCCGCUUCGCCGCCGGGGCCGCUGCUGCCGCCGCCCGCGCCGGAUGAUCUGGGGGAGGACGAGCCGCCCCUGUACCCUGAGGAGUCCGAGGAGUACGACCCCGCGGACGCCGUGCGUAGCCUCAAAAACCAUUGGGUGUCGGUGCGGCUGCACUGCGCGAAGCGGCGGCGGCUGAACGCCGACCGCUUCCGCGCGCGGCUGGAUUGGUUGGUCCCCAAAUUCGUGCCGCCGCCGCCCCCGCCGCCGCAUCAGCCGCAGCCGCAGCUGUUUCAGCAACCAGCGGCGGCCGCGGCGGCGGGCGGGGCGGGGGCGCAUGAGGCGCGGGCAGCAGAGGAGGCGGACGUGGAUGGCGGCGGCGGGGGGGAGCGGAGAGCGGCAUCAGCGAGUCAAGAGGCGACCGGGACGCCGGCUCCGGCGGGCGCAGAGCCGGGCGGCGCGGGCCAGCAGCAACAGCAGCAGCAACAGCAGCAACAGCAGCAGCAGCAGCAGGCGCCGGGCGUGCCGCCCGCGCCCGCCCAGCAACUGAUCGUGGCGCGCGCCGCCGCGUCCUGGCGGCCCCCCCUAAUGCCGGCGCCGCCGCCGGCGGCCGCUGCGCCGGGGCUGGGCGCGGUGCGGCAGCAGGCGUCCCCGUCACCUGCGCCGCCGGGGCUGGCGCCGGCAGCGGCGGCGGCGGCGGCUGCGCGGCCGGCGGCGCUGACGGCGCUUGGGGCGGGCGGGCACAUCGUGCUGCCUGGCGCCGGGGCGGUGCCGGCGAAGGCGGUCGCAAAGCGGUCGAGCCCGGGGCUGCAAUGA